Molecule: messenger RNA, 556 nt
Organism: Trichoderma harzianum CBS 226.95
Lineage: Eukaryota; Fungi; Ascomycota; Sordariomycetes; Hypocreales; Hypocreaceae
Exons: 1
Coding region: 82-435 (117 amino acids)
Source: RefSeq, a predicted model, not a curated record
UUGACAUCUGUUUUGUGUCCUAGGGGUUUCCCCCUCCGAGUGUUUAUUCCUCCAGGCGCCAAUGGGGUGUCAGCUGGUUACAUGUAUACAAUCCAGUAUGUCUAUCAAGGCUGCUACGUUCCGAAUCCAGGCGGAAACUUCGAAUUUGGACUUUAUGUUUCUAAGAAUAUUCCCACGACAUCAGUAGACGACUGUGCAAGCUUCUCUGCCAGUCAACCUACUGGUAAUACUCUUUACUUUGCGCUUGAUACAGAUUCCAAUGGAGACUCGGUCUGCACAUGCAGCAAUGUAAUCACAUCUAAUGACUAUAAGCAUGUAAGAGUAUAUUUUUUGUACAACUCUCCAGGUAGACUAUCUAGAACACCUGGUGAUAGGAUUUACUGUGGUGGGAACUUCGUUGACGACCCACUGGGCUCUGUGUUUGCGGCAAUUUGAUCUUAUAUUUCACAGCUUUUCAUACAUUAUCUAGUUUCUCCUGUGACAUAUCGAUAUAUCAUUAAUGUAUACAACUAAUUUCGGCAGCACAUUAGGAGGCCGCCUUAAUAGUAUACGGCGC